Molecule: messenger RNA, 3181 nt
Organism: Polyodon spathula (Mississippi paddlefish)
Lineage: Eukaryota; Metazoa; Chordata; Actinopteri; Acipenseriformes; Polyodontidae
Exons: 5
Coding region: 241-2013 (590 amino acids)
Source: RefSeq, a predicted model, not a curated record
AAAGGGUUAACGAUAGCCUUCUUUCCGCAUCCUUCGUGCUGUUGUCUUUCGUUCCCAGAAGCACUUGCUACCACGACAACACAAGAACACAGGGAAGGUAGUCUGGAGACAGUGCAUUCAACCUGGGGAAUGUGAAGUACAGCAUUCAUUUAAGUGCAUCUCCAACUGAUACCCCUUUGAGAGAACGGUAGCAGCUGUAGUGUGCUGGGGCCUGACAACCCACAACUAAACCACAGGGUCAUGGGGCGCCUGGACGAGCCAGCCAAGAAGAGGAUCGUGGAACUGCGGCGAGCAGGCCUGAGCUUCCGCAGAAUCAAGACCGUCCUGGAACUGGACAACAUCAAAGUGUCUGCACAGACCAUCUACCUGUUCCUCAAGAAGAAUAAGAAGAUCAAGCUAGAGCAGGAGGAACGGGGUCUGGGGGCCUCCCCUACGCAGAGUGGGGUGGCAGUGAGAGGCAGCGGCUGGGCAGACCAGCAGCUAUGGAGCCUCAUGCAGGACAGGUCCACUGCAGGGUACCCCAGGACCACUGGACAGCAGGGUCCAAGCCAGGCCCGGGGACAAGGCUCUGUGCAGGGGACGGGCCCCACUGGGACCCCCUCUGGUUCUGGGAGCCCCAGUACAGCUGGAGACAGUGGUGGCAGCAGCAGGAAGGGGGUGGCACAGGAGAGGAAGGAGGAGGAAAUAAAGAUUGUGAGUGUGACCUCGCUUUCUGAGACCUCGGGGCGCCUCGGAUUCCAGAAGAGAGAGGGAGUGUCUGGGGCUGUGAACAAAGGGAGCUUUCCUCUAAAUCCAGCUCCACAGAGAGGCCCCCAGGCUACUGGCAGUGUUCCACAGCUCCAGGGACCCAGCUCAGGGAAUGCGCUGCCUGCCAAUUCCAUUUCCAAAGCAGUCCUGGCAGCCACCAACCGGAGACGAGUCCUCUUCACCCAGCCCAGGAACCCCACCCUCAUCGCCCGCAAGAGGCUGGUCGAGAAGGCCAUCCUUCACAAGAUGAAGGUGAAGGAGACAGGCAGUCAGAACAGCCAGCACAUGGGUCAGCCUUCCAGGAGGGGGCAGUGUUAUAUUGAGAGUGCUCCCCCCAACCUCCCCCCAGGAUUCUCUGUCUCUUCAGGGAGCUUCAGUUCAGCGGUAACCGUGACAGGAGUGCAAAACAGCCCUCUUGUUUACAGCACCCCCCAGCAGCGUCUCCAGGGGUCCAUUUCUUCCAGUGUCAGCCGUGGCCCCACUGUGAGCACCGCAUCACCUGCCUCCAUGAUGAGAGGAGCCAGCGUCCAGAGCAGCAAAGGUCCAGGCCAGGCCCAGAGCACCCAGGCCCAGCCCAGUAGCAACCCCAGCACAGACUCCAGCCACCUUGUCAAACGGACUACUGCUCUCCCUGCCAGUGCAAGAGCCAACCUCACACCCUGCAUGGACACCAGCACAGGGCCUUGUGGUGGCAGUGCGGUCCUGGAGCUACUGGGGAAUCUGAACUCCCAGCUGAGGACACUAAGCAACGUCGUCCUGCUAUUGACUGAGCAACAGGGCCGGCUGGAGAGAGAACAGGCGCAGCAAACCCAGGUGCAGAGGCAGAUCCUGAGCACCCUGCAGGGAAUGGCUACCAGCCUCAGACCAGCACCUCCCAGCCCUGCCCCCUGCACAGAGAGCCCCGCUCCUGGACAGGCACCGUAUACGCCCAUUACUACAGACCCCUCUCACACCAAGCCAGUCGGCGCCCCCUCAGGGUACUACAACAUCACCGACCAUGCCUCCAGACAAUAUGAGCCAAUCAGCUGCAGCUCCACCCAACCCGGCCACCUUCAAUACAAACCACUGAGCUUAAACGCCACCCCUCACGAGCAUAACCACUACCAGAGCUCAGACUCCACUUCUCUCAGCCAAAUAUGCUUCCCCCCAGUCAGUAUGGCUUUGUCCCCUCCAGACCACACACACUUCUCUCCCACCAGCCCGGACCCCGCCCCGCCCCCAGACCCCGACACUCAGUUUAACAUCUUUAAAGUUGAGCUAUUUUGAUGGAACCUAUAGGAAUCUAUGUAUUUAGGUUUUGUAUUCUUUAAUUAAACAUUAGAGCCAUGAUGUAUGCACUUGUCACUGGCACUGAGAAGAAGUCCAAGCUGUCAGUAAAGGAUUCAGGCUUUUAGCUCUUUGAUUGGAAAUGACCACAGUGUCUUAGAAACAUUGGGCUGGAAAUCCUUUUCGUGAUAUUUCAAUAUGCUGUACUUAAAAAAAAAAAAGAAAAAAAAAGAAAAAGCAUCUCAGACUAUAAAACAUGUAGCCUACCUUUCGUUGUCAUUAAAUCAGCAUCCUCAGUGAUGGCUUAUUUUCCGAUUAGUCUUUGCCUCACUGAAUCCUGUUGAUUCUGUGUUUCAGGACCCUGGCCUGCAUAUUCACCUGUGCCAAUAAUGCAAAAACAUUGACAUUUUAUUAUUUCAACCAGGACCUUAACGUUCAUUAUCCCCCUGGAGGGAUACAUUUCCCAGGUGACUGGAUCAUAAUGGCAGAGACGACUGCACAUAUUCACAUAUGUAUUUACAGUAAACUCUAUCCGUUCUGAACUCGCAGACCAGAAAAAGUAGGUAGUAACCUCAGUUCUCAUUCAAAGGAAUUUCAAUGUUAGACUUCAAACAACAAUACAGUAGUAUACACUGUAAUCAUGUGCUGUAAAGCAAAUGCAAGGAUUCUUCAGUUUCUGGACUGAAAAGGCUAACAGUGUUUCUGAGUCUGUCAUUCACAUUAUCCAGAUCUCUGUUUCUGUUUUUUUUUUUUUUUUUUUUUCCCCCAAAUGUGUUUGUAAAAUUUGUCAAAUGAGAGUUGACUGUAUCACAAUAUUUAGUUGUAUCUUGAGAAGCAUUCAUCCAGUUUUGAUGUAAGGGCAUUACCUAGAAAAGGUUCUUAAAGGAACCUGAAUCUAGGUUAUGGUAAAACACUCAUGAAAGAGUUAUAUGAUUGGUUGGCCUGAUGAAGUGUGAAAGCAUCAUUAUUUAACUUGGACUAACCUAUAGAUCCAACCGGCUGCUUGAGCCAGCCAGGCUCUUUGAGUUGGUAACUGGGUCUGAUCUUUAUACAUUGCCUCAAUCUAUCUAGUAUUAUCAGCCCCUCUUUGCUCACCAGUGGAGGCUCCUUGGAGGAGGCAAGGAGGGCAGAGCCUCCUCAACUUUUCAAAGGAAAAUAUAUAUAUAUA